CGGGCUGGGUCCCUUCAUGGGGCGGCCCCUGGAAUCCUCCCAGAGCAAGGGGAGAUCUCGCAGAGCCUUGGAGAAGCAGCUCCCUUAGGAAUCCACUCACUGGGACAGCCAGGACAAAGCUGCAGGGUCGAGUCCCAAGCUCCACACGCUUCUUGGGGUUUGCUUGUAAAACUCGUGGAGAGGCAUGGACACGAACGUGGUGCCCCUGGAGGGGGGCCAGCCUCUCCUGAUGGGUCUGAACGGCAUCGAGUUCAAGCGUCACCCCAAGGCCACGAAAUCUAAAAAGGCUGUUCUUUUCUUUGAGGUGGAGAUCCUGGAUGCCAAGACCAGGGACAAGCUGUGCUUCCUGGAUAAGGUGGAGCCCAAUGCCACCAUCGCCGAGAUCAAGAACCUCUUCACCAAGUCCCAUCCCCAGUGGUACCCAGCCCGACAGUCCCUCCGCCUUGACCCCAAGGGGAAGUCCCUGAAGGAUGAGGACGUGCUACAGAACCUGCCGGUGGGCACCACGGCCACACUGUACUUCCGGGACCUGGGUGCGCAGAUCAGCUGGGUGACGGUUUUCCUCACCGAGUACGCUGGGCCCCUGCUUAUCUACCUGCUCUUCUACUUCCGAGUGCCCUUCAUCUACGGCCCCAAGUAUGACUUCACCUCCAGCAAGCACUCGGUCGUGCACCUGGCCUGCAUCUGCCACUCUUUCCACUACAUCAAGCGCCUGCUGGAGACCAUCUUUGUCCAUCGGUUCUCACACGGGACGAUGCCCUUGCGCAACAUCUUCAAGAAUUGCACAUACUACUGGGGCUUUGCAGCCUGGAUGGCGUAUUACAUCAACCACCCGCUGUACACCCCACCAACCUACGGAGACGAGCAGGUCAAGCUGGCGCUCAUUAUAUUCCUGUUCUGCCAGCUGGGGAACUUCUCCAUUCACAUCGCUCUGCGGAACCUGCGGCCGGCGGGCUCCAAGACGAGGAAGAUCCCGUACCCCACCAAGAACCCCUUCACGUGGCUCUUCUUGCUAGUGUCUUGUCCUAAUUAUACCUAUGAGGUGGGCUCCUGGAUCGGCUUUGCCAUCAUGACUCAGUGUCUCCCAGUGGCCCUGUUCUCUCUGGUCGGCUUCAUCCAAAUGACCAUCUGGGCGAAGGGGAAGCACCGCAGCUACCUGAAGGAGUUCCGGGACUACCCACCCCUGCGCUCGCCUAUCGUCCCCUUCCUGCUCUGAGCCGCGGGGGCUGCUGGGGCUUCGUGUAUCUGUGCAGUCCAGGGAGGAGCCCAUCCCCCACAUCUGGCCAGCUGGCACAGGGCUCGGGGGAAGCUGCCCAAACUCACCCAACUCCUCCCUGCUGGGUUUCUGCAGCUGCCCCUGUGCUCUCUUGGGGGGGGGGGGUGUCCCCACCACCCCCAGGGAAGCCAACACCCAGCCCUGCUCAGAGUCGAUGCUCUCCUCCCGCUGCGCCAUGCACCCAGAUCUACAGCCCUGCCUAACUGGAAGUGAACCCAGGGAGAAGCUGGAGCUGCCUCUGGCUGGAUGCAGCCACUCAGAGCUGUGGCCUGGAGGGAAGGACCCUGGCCCCAGGCACCUGCCAACGCAGCCUGAUCCCAGAGGGGCUGAGCGCUCGUGCCCACGGUGGAGCUGGUGGGAGUGGCAGGUGCUCAGCCCCCCCGGAGACCAGGUACCAGCUCAGGAUCAGAGGUGCCUCAUUUCCGGCUCCUGAGCAGGACGAGAACUCCUUUCUUGGGUCACAUCUCCGUGGCAGGGCCUCAGGGGGCGAGUCCUGGGCUGGGGCAUGGGCCCUGUUCAGCACCCCUCUCCUUCGCAAGCUGCCCAGGGGCGAGUCCUGGGCUGGGGCACGGGCCCUGUUCAGCACCCCUCUCCUUCGCAAGCUGCCCAGGGGCGAGUCCUGGGCUGGGGCACGGGCCCUGUUCAGCACCCCUCUCCUUCGCAAGCUGCCCAGGGGCUGCUGCAAGACACAGCUGGGCUCUGGCUUCUGCCCUGCACCCCAGCUGAGGCUGGCAGGGUCUGGUCAGGCCCCCAGCCCCAGGCUGCCUUUCCCAUGCGCCCUGCUGGCCCAGCUGUUAAGGGCAUCCGAGCCUGAGCAGGCCCCAUGGGCAGCGAGUUUGCAGAUGAGUGUUUAGAAUGGUGCUGGCACAAGUGGGAGUCGGACCUGAGGCAUGUUGGGGGAGGGGGGGGGGUGAGCCAGGAGUGGGGUGACGAGAGAAAGGGGAAGGGCACUAGCCCUGUGUAGGGAAAGCCAGGGGCAGCAGAUCAGGAUUGUGGGGCACUGGCAGGGCUGAGGGGGCAGGGGGAGCGGAAGGGGCAGGGCUGUGUGGGGGAAGCUCAGCGGGCAGCUGCUUGACUCAAGCCAGCGCCGUUAAUUGUAAGCACAGUAAAGGUUUUUCUUUUGUACCAUUCUUCUGUUCCGUACUUCCCCGGGCCGCUGAGCGGCUGCCCUGGCCCCCUGUCCCAGGCUGGAGCUCAAGCCUGGCUGUGCCGGGAGGGCAGGGGGCAGAGCAGGCUCUUCUAAUAAAGACGGGGGGUGAGACCCUUCCUGGGCCCAGCCCAGCUCCCUCCUUCACGGGCUCCUUGGCA
Messenger RNA from Malaclemys terrapin pileata, 2584 nucleotides. It is a transcript of the gene TECR, whose product is annotated as trans-2,3-enoyl-CoA reductase. Gene Ontology annotation, molecular function: oxidoreductase activity, acting on the CH-CH group of donors. The record is from RefSeq and is a predicted model, not a curated record. The coding region runs from base 185 to 1216 and encodes 343 amino acids. Gene Ontology annotation, biological process: very long-chain fatty acid biosynthetic process. The transcript is spliced from 12 exons. NCBI's taxonomy places the organism in Eukaryota, Metazoa, Chordata, Testudines, Emydidae.